GUCAGUCAGUGACGUCAGCCUAUAGUCGUGACUCUUUCUUCUCCUUACCGGCAUUGUACGCAUUGAUCGCCGUUGGAAGAAGCAUCGAAUAUCAAUCUUAACUUCUAAUUUAUUUCUUAUCAACUUCACAACCAAUGCUCCAUUCCCUGAGCCACAUUGGAUCAAGGCCUCGUUUCACCAGCCCCAUCCCAGCCCAGUAACUCGUUAUUUUUUAAGAUAAAUCCUUGUCAAACCGCCAAAGUGGAGAGUUUCGCUGCAGAAGGGAGUGCUUGUCGUUUCAGCAAGUUCCCCGGCAAACACUCAGGAGGGGGCCCUCAGCGAUGGGUGCCUUCUAGGCAAGACGCCUUAAAUGAAAAAGGGAGACAUGACAAAACCUUCCGCAAAGUGAGAGGCAUACUCAACAAGCUUACCCCUGAGAAGUUUGACAAGCUAUGCCUCGACCUUCUGAACGCUGGCAUAGAGUCUAAAGUUGUCCUGAAGGGGAUCAUCUUGUUGAUUGUUGACAAAGCACUUGAAGAGCCCAAGUAUAGCUUGCUAUAUGCUCAGCUAUGUCUCCGCUUGGCAGAGGAAGCACCCAACUUUGACAGCUCAUCCCCAGAGAUUCAAACUACACAAAAGCAGAGCACAACAUUCAGGCGUAUUCUUCUUUCUAACCUUCAAGAGGAGUUUGAGAAUCGUGCCAAAAAUGUUGAAAUGUACGAUAAACAAGAUGGCCCUCUCACAACCGAGGAGGAAGAGCAACGCACAAUUGCCAAGAUCAAAAUGCUGGGAAACAUCAAAUUCAUUGGGGAGCUUGGCAAACUUAAUCUCAUCCAUGAAUCCAUCCUUCAUAAGUGUAUUAAAACGCUUCUGGAAAAGAAGAAAACCCAGGUUAAUGAUAUGGGAGAAGACCUGGAAUGCCUCUGUCAGAUCAUGAGAACAGUGGGACCCAGACUGGAUCAUAAAAAGGCGAAGUCUUUAAUGGAUCAGUACUUCCGGAGAAUGGAUUGCUUGAUGAACAGCAAGGAGUUGUCUGCCAGGAUCCGCUUCUUGCUACAAGACAUAGUGGAGUUGCGUGAGAACAAUUGGGUUCCUCGCAAGCCUUUCAUGGACAACACACCCAAGACCAUCAAUCAGAUUCGUCAGGAAGCAGGUAUAUUUGGUCACAACCUGACCCAGGAAAUGAGGGAUAACUUCUUCAUGGAGAGCGUCUUCCUGUCAUCUGCUCACAAGCUUGACAGGGGAACCCUGGGGGGGUUAGCUGAUAUGUUUGGGCAAAUGCCUGGCAGUGGUAUUGGCACAGGCCCAGGGGUGAUUGAAGACUGCUAUAACCCGAAUAUGGACCGCCACCGUAUUAACCCGCGCUUCAACGGCCACAAUGCUCUCAACGCCCCGUCCCAGUCUCAGUUCAACAUGGGAGGCAGAACUCUGAUCAAACCCAACCAGGGACCGACUCUGUACAAAACCCCGAACCAGAAUCACUCAAUGCUGCAGCAGCAGCAGCAGCUGCUGCAGCAACAGCAGUCUAAGAAUGGGGGACCGCAAUUUGUCAAGAAGGGCCGCCUUGGAGUAGAUGAGAUAAGUCUAAGACCUGCACAAUUCAGUUUUAAUAAAACUCAAAUGACGAAGCUGCAGCCACAGACUCCAAAUAUGAUUCCUCCUAGUGCUCAGCCAAUACGCACACGAACACCUCCUCUGGCAGAACUUGGCUUGAAGGCAAACCCUCUACCAAUUCAGGAGAAGCCUCCAAAGCCCACCAAGAAAACGCUUUCAAAGGAAGAAAUGCUUACAAUGACCGAGGCCCUGCUGGUUAAAUACCUCAGCAGCAAGGACCUCGAGGAGGCUGUGAACGCUGUGAAGGAGAUGAAGGCCCCAAAACACUUUGUACCAGAGAUGCUGAGGAAGCUCGUGGUGUAUUCACUGGAGCGCCCGGACGAGGAGCAGGAGCAGACUAGCGUGCUGAUCCACGGGCUCUGCACCGAUGGCCUCGUCACCGGGGAAAACCUCAUCCAGGCUUUUCUAAGCGUCCUCGACCAGUGUCCCAACAUUGAGGACCAGAUUCCUAAGGUCAAGUCCUACUUGGCUCAGUUUUGCGCACGGGCCAUCAUCGCCGACCUGGUGAGCAUCGCCGACUUGGCCAGUCCCCUGGAGAAUGGAAACCACUUCCCCCUCUUCCUGCUCUGCCUGCAGCAGGUCGCCAAGAGGAACGAUCCUGACUGGCUGACUGAUCUGUUCCUGCAGAGCAAGGUCAACAUGAGCAAGAUGCUACCUGAGUGUGACCAAAACAAGGAGAGAAUGCUGGAGGUCCUGGAUGGCAGAGGCCUGGGCUUCUUGUUCCCCUUGAUGAAGCUGGAGAAGGAGCUGCUGAAUCAGCUCAAGAAAGACCCCUCUCCCCAGUCCAUAUACAAGUGGAUCCGGGACAACAUUUCCCUCAAGCUCCACACUGACCCGGGCUUCGUCAACAUCCUGAUCACCAGUUUCUUGCAGUUCAUAGACUGCAAGAUCUUUGCUGAUGACGAGGAAGAACAGCUUGCAGCCCCCACUAAGGAACAGAUGGACCAGGAGAAACAGAUGCUGCAGGAUUUCAAACCGGUUGCGCAGAAAUUUCUGCAUGAUCAAGUUGACCUGCAAGUCUGUGCCCUUUACGCCCUGCAGGUCCACUGCAAUUCCAAGGCUUUCCCCAAAGGCAUGUUGCUGCGCUACUUUGUCAACCUGUACGAUAUGGAGAUCAUCGAAGAGGAAUCUUUCUUGGCUUGGCGAGAAGACAUUGUCCAAGAAUUCCCAGGAAAAGGAAAAGCCUUGUUUCAGGUGAACCAGUGGCUGACCUGGCUGGAGACGGCUGAGGAAGAGGAGUCUGAUGGGGAAGAGGACUGAAACUGAACCAAAGCCUUAUGGUUAUGAUUAUGAUACAAAGUUGCAGUUUUCUCCCCCUCUUGUGUCUCUGUGCCCCAUUUCAACCAUCCCUCUUGACUUACCAUUUUGUUACUCGCUGUUUAAUUUGUUUUAGCAAAUAUCCUGCCAAUAAUUCCCAAAUCACUUAGAUUCCUCUUGGCUGUCAUCUUCUGGCCGACUGAUGGGUUCCAAUGUCUUGGCGCCAACAAAAUGUUCUAGGUUUUGCGCUGUGAAUCCUAGAGGCAGUUUGUCUUCUUCAGUCGUUUAUACAGGUUAUUUGUGCUCAUGCUGAGUUCUGAAUGGUGGUCUUUAAUAACAAUUUUAUUUUUAAGGCAUCUCCAUAAGAUACAUUUGCUUAAACUUUAUUUAUUUCAUCUCAUUAACAAAAUAUUUUGGUCAUUUUAAGAAUUCUUUUUAAAUGCUUUUGGCCGAUGAGAGGGAAUCAUGUGGCCGUGUUGUACAAUCAUACUUUAACUUGUUUUUUUACAUCUUAACAGACAACACCAUCUGCGCCUCAGGUUGUAACAUAAGACCAGCAUUUGCCAAAGAAAUACUGUUUUUAAAUUGUUAAGAGGACUAAAUGGUUUUUUUUUUUUUCAGCAUCUUGUUUGACAAGUUAAAACUGUUUUCAUAUUUGCCUGAUCCAGACAUUGUUUUGUUACCUAGCAAUUUUGAUGAAAUUUAUGUCUGAUUUUUAAAACUUUUU
Gadus chalcogrammus (walleye pollock) is the source of this 3577-nucleotide messenger RNA. Its product is annotated as eukaryotic translation initiation factor 4 gamma 2-like. Lineage: Eukaryota; Metazoa; Chordata; Actinopteri; Gadiformes; Gadidae. Bases 694 to 2853 code for a protein of 719 amino acids. The transcript has 20 exons. The record is from RefSeq and is a predicted model, not a curated record. Gene Ontology annotation, cellular component: eukaryotic translation initiation factor 4F complex. Gene Ontology annotation, molecular function: mRNA binding; translation initiation factor activity; protein binding.